This is a messenger RNA of Calidris pugnax (ruff), 1670 nucleotides long. It is a transcript of the gene SLC35F6, whose product is annotated as solute carrier family 35 member F6. Gene Ontology annotation, biological process: transmembrane transport. Lineage: Eukaryota; Metazoa; Chordata; Aves; Charadriiformes; Scolopacidae. Gene Ontology annotation, cellular component: intracellular membrane-bounded organelle; membrane. The transcript has 8 exons. The record is from RefSeq and is a predicted model, not a curated record. The coding region runs from base 52 to 1176 and encodes 374 amino acids. Gene Ontology annotation, molecular function: transmembrane transporter activity.
GUGGCCGGGCGGCGGCGGCCCCGGUGCAAGGCGGGAGGCGGCGGCGGGGCCAUGGCCUGGUCCCGGUACCAGCUGGGCCUGGCCGCCCUCAUGCUGCUCACCGGCUCCAUCAACACCUUGGCGGCCAAGUGGGCUGAUAACUUCAGCGCGACCGGCUGCGGGGGGACGGAGGAGCAUGGCUUCCAGCACCCCUUCCUGCAGGCCGUGGGCAUGUUCCUGGGUGAAUUUUCCUGCCUGGGGGUGUUUUACCUGCUGGUGUGGAGGGAUCGGCGGAAGGCGGAGCCCAGCAUGGCCCCCUCGCAGCCCUUCAGCCCCCUGCUCUUCCUGCCCCCCGCCCUCUGCGACAUGACUGGGACCAGCAUCAUGUACGUGGCCUUGAACAUGACCAGUGCCUCCAGCUUCCAGAUGCUGCGAGGCUCCGUCAUCAUCUUCACCGGGCUCCUCUCCGUGGCCUUCCUGGGCCGCAGGCUGGAGCUGAGCCAGUGGCUGGGCAUCCUGGUCACCAUCGUGGGGCUGGUGGUGGUGGGGCUGGCCGACCUGCACAGCUCCCACGACCAGAAACACAAGCUCAGCGAGGUCAUCACCGGUGACCUGCUCAUCAUCAUGGCCCAGGUCAUCGUUGCCAUCCAGAUGGUUCUGGAGGAGAAGUUUGUCUACAAGCAUGACGUGCACCCGCUGCGGGCCGUUGGGACUGAAGGUUUUUUUGGCUUCAUCAUCCUGGCCCUGCUGCUGGUGCCCAUGUACUACAUCCCGGCUGGCAGCUUCAGCGGGAACCCUCGGGGGACGCUGGAAGAUGCCUUAGAUGCCUUCUGCCAGGUCGGGCACCGGCCCCUCAUCGCCCUGGCCCUGCUGGGGAACAUCAGCAGCAUCGCCUUCUUCAACUUCGCCGGCAUCAGCGUCACCAAGGAGAUCAGUGCCACCACCCGCAUGGUCCUGGACAGCCUCCGCACCCUGGUCAUCUGGGCCGUCAGCCUGGCCCUGGGCUGGGAGACCUUCCACGGCCUGGAGAUCCUGGGCUUUGGGGUGCUGCUGACGGGUGCUGCUCUUUACAACGGCCUUCAUCGGCCCCUCCUCACCCUCCUGCCCCGGCGCCGGGGGGAGGAAGAGCCCAGAGCGGGCGAACGGGAGGGUUUGCUGCGUGGGGAGAGCACGGCCAUCAACCAUGGGGAGAACUGAGCCUCAACCACCCCCCUGGCCACCUUGUCCCCGUGUCCCGUUUGGGGUUUAUUUCCCUGGAUUGUCCCCUCCCCUGCUCCUGGGGAGGGGAUGGACGUGGUGGUGGUGACACCGGUCACCAUCCUCCUGGAGAAACUUCUCCCCUCCUCCUGGAGAAACAUCUCCCCUGCUCCUGGGGAGGGGAUGGACGUGGUGGUGGUGACACCAGUCACCAUCCUUCUGGAGAAACUUCUCCCCUUCUCCUGGAGAAACAUCUCCCCUCCUCCUGGAGAAACAUCUCCCCUCCUCCUGGGGAGGGGAUGGACGUGGUGGUGGUGACACCAGUUGCCAUCCUCCUGGAGAAACAUCUCCCCCCACCUCGCUGCCGGGGCUCUGGGGGGGGUGAUGAUGAGACUGUGCCUGCCCUUCCCGGUGGGAAACGGCCCCCCCGGCCCCUUGCUGGGGGUGGGGGGCAGCUUCUGCCCCUGUUGCCAGGGGGCUGUGGGGGGUGGUGG